AGCGUCCAGCUCCUCCCGAGGCUGCCGCCCGCUCCUUCCCUGCCCACCUACCAUGAGGAGCAGCUCCUCCCACCUGCCCAUAAAAGCCAAGUGCAUGUUACCCGCGGCGGAUCCGAGCCCUUCCCCGAUCCUCUGCGUGGGAGCCCGCGAGCCUCUGGCCCUGGUCUUACGUGCGCAAGAAGUUGUUCUGGAAAUAGAGCAGCGUCAGGUGAAGAGACAGAAGCCAGCCCAAGGGCCGCCACAGGAAGACACAGGCAAGGACACUGGUCCUCGAUUCUGCUGGCCAGUCAAGUCUAAAUGUGAUGGCUGUGCCACCUGGGCCUCUGCAGCUGCUGGGGGUGCUGCUUACCAUUUCCCUGAGCUCCAUCUGGCUUGUUCAGGCCGGUGCCUACUAUGGGAUCAAGCCACUGCCACCUCAAAUUCCUCCUCAGAUGCCACCGCAGAUUCCACAAUACCAGCCCCUGGGUCAGCAAGUACCUCACAUGCCUUUGGGCAAAGAUGGCCUAGCCAUGGGCAAGGAGAUGCCCCACUUGCAGUAUGGCAAAGAGUAUCCACACCUUCCCCAAUAUAUGAAGGAGAUUCAACCAGUGCCAAGGAUGGGCAAGGAAGCAGUACCCAAGAAAGGCAAAGUAGAAAUACCAUUAGCCAGCUUACGGGGGGAACAAGGUCCCCGUGGAGAGCCCGGCCCAAGAGGACCACCUGGGCCCCCCGGCUUGCCAGGUCAUGGGAUACCUGGAAUCAAAGGAAAACCAGGGCCACAGGGGUAUCCAGGAGUUGGAAAGCCAGGCAUGCCUGGAAUGCCAGGGAAGCCAGGAGCCAUGGGCAUGCCUGGAGCAAAAGGAGAAAUUGGGCCCAAAGGGGAAAUCGGGCCUAUGGGGAUCCCAGGGCCACAAGGACCUCCGGGGCCUCACGGGCUUCCUGGCAUUGGGAAGCCAGGUGGGCCAGGGCUACCAGGACAACCAGGAGUAAAGGGUGAUCGAGGACCCAAAGGACCACCGGGACCUCCAGGCCUUCAGGGUCCCAAAGGAGAGAAGGGCUUCGGGAUGCCAGGCCUGCCAGGCCUAAAGGGUCCUCCAGGGAUGCAUGGCCCUCCCGGCCCCGUGGGGCUGCCAGGAGUAGGCAAACCAGGAGUGACAGGCUUUCCUGGGCCCCAGGGCCCCCUGGGAAAGCCAGGGCCUCCGGGAGAACCUGGGCCGCAAGGCCCUAUUGGGGUACCAGGGGUUCAAGGACCUCCUGGGAUACCUGGCGUUGGAAAACCAGGCCAGGAUGGGAUCCCUGGCCAGCCAGGAUUUCCAGGUGGCAAAGGAGAGCAGGGACUGCCAGGGCUGCCCGGACCCCCAGGCCCUCCAGGGAUAGGGAAACCAGGCUUCCCAGGACCCAAAGGAGACCGGGGCAUGGGGGGUGUUCCUGGGGCUCUUGGACCACGAGGGGAGAAAGGACCCAUAGGUGCCCCUGGAGUUGGGGGUCCCCCAGGAGAGCCAGGCCUGCCUGGGAUCCCAGGUCCCAUGGGUCCUCCGGGUGCUAUUGGUUUUCCUGGACCCAAAGGAGAAGGUGGGAUUGCGGGCCCUCAGGGGCCACCAGGUCUCAAGGGUGAGCCAGGGCUUCAAGGCUUCCCAGGAAAGCCAGGUUUCCUUGGUGAGGUAGGGCCUCCUGGCAUGAGGGGUUUGCCAGGGCCCAUAGGGCCCAAGGGAGAAGCUGGGCACAAAGGCCUGCCAGGGCUCCCUGGUGCUCCAGGGCUUCUCGGACCGAAGGGAGAGCCAGGAAUCCCAGGGGAUCAAGGAUUACAGGGCCCCCCAGGCAUCCCGGGGAUUGCAGGCCCUAGUGGCCCCAUUGGACCACCGGGAAUUCCAGGCCCCAAAGGAGAACCAGGCCUUCCAGGGCCCCCUGGGUUCCCUGGUGUCGGGAAACCCGGAGUGGCAGGACUUCACGGCCCCCCAGGGAAGCCAGGCGCUCUUGGUCCUCAAGGCCAGCCUGGCCUUCCGGGGCCCCCAGGCCCUCCGGGGCCUCCCGGACCCCCAGCGGCGAUGCCCCCGACACCACCGCCCCAAGGCGAGUACCUGCCAGAUAUGGGGCUGGGAAUUGAUGGCGUCAAACCCCCGCGUGCCUACGGGGCUAAGAAAGGCAAGAACGGAGGGCCGGCCUACGAGAUGCCUGCGUUCACCGCCGAGCUGACCGCACCUUUCCCGCCGGUGGGGGCCCCGGUGAAAUUUGACAAGCUGCUGUACAACGGCAGACAGAACUACAACCCGCAGACGGGCAUCUUCACCUGUGAGGUCCCCGGCGUCUACUACUUUGCGUACCACGUUCACUGCAAGGGGGGCAACGUGUGGGUCGCUCUGUUCAAGAACAACGAGCCCGUCAUGUACACAUACGACGAGUACAAAAAGGGCUUCCUGGACCAGGCGUCCGGGAGCGCGGUGCUGCUGCUCAGGCCGGGAGACCGGGUGUUCCUUCAGAUGCCCUCGGAACAGGCCGCGGGACUGUACGCCGGGCAGUACGUGCACUCCUCGUUUUCAGGAUAUUUAUUGUAUCCCGUGUAAACAAGAAAAGAAAAAAAAAAAAAAAAAAAGAAAGAAAGAGAUUUAAUAGAAGAAAAGAAAAUGCACCUGACAAAUGAAAAACAUGAAUUGCUUCGAAACAUUUAUAUAGUUGGAAAGUUAUAUUUAAGUGAAAAUUUGGACCAUCGUGUACAAAUAAAAACUAAGAUGCAUGUUUAAUACUCUGCACAGCAGCUUGUAAUUGAAAAUGAUGGGAUAGAUUUAUGUAUCAAGUACUGACACUCGGUUGUACCCACUGGAAUCAGAUUAGCUGUUGUAUGUUAUACGCUUCCACGAUAACCUGCUUAUUCAGAUCAGUCGAAAUAUAUCAGUAUGAAAGAACAUAGCUAAUGAAAGUCACUCACUCAUAUUGUUUACUUUAAAAUAUUUAUAAAUAUGCCUUAAAGAAAUAUCAGUGAUAACAA
Molecule: messenger RNA, 2962 nt
Organism: Carlito syrichta (Philippine tarsier)
Lineage: Eukaryota; Metazoa; Chordata; Mammalia; Primates; Tarsiidae
Gene: COL8A1
Product: collagen type VIII alpha 1 chain
Exons: 4
Coding region: 303-2540 (745 amino acids)
Molecular function (GO): protein binding
Source: RefSeq, a predicted model, not a curated record